AUGAGCAGCAUCGACGACGACGCCCACUCCCCCACAAACCUCGUCCUCUCCCGCAACGCAGCCUGCCACCAGUGCCGCAAACGUAAACUCAAAUGCGAUGCACAGAAGCCUGUAUGUGGCAACUGCGCGAAACCUCGGGUAAGGGGGUCCAAACCAAGCAUUAGUGAUUCACCUCAAGACCCAAUCGAGUGCACUUGGGACAGGCCGAAAGAGCCCAGUGCUAGAACCAAACGAAGACGGGAACUUGCCAAAAGGCAAGCAAUGGAAUCGGACGACAAGAACGUGAAAAAUGACCAGAGUGGCAAUGCCAAAGGAGGCAAAGCAAAAAAGACAAGGCUCAAUGAGCCUGAAGGCCGACAUGGUGGGUUCAAUGGCAGAUUCAUUGACCCUGGCCAUUUUGCACUUGACGAAACGGCCGCCACUUCGUAUCUUCCCGGUAGCAGCAUUCGUGAUGGACUUGCGAGGCGUCCAGAUCUUGACGACGCGGACUAUCCUCGCAAUGGAGCAGAGGAGUACACUUACCGACACCCCCCAUUUUCCAUCGGGAUCAUGGGAGAUAUACCAUUCUACCCCGAAGGAUCUCCUCGAGAUGGCCGAGCGCAUGAAGUGCAAGGUGAUGAGGGAGAUUCAUUGAGGCCCUGGGCCAGUCUCAACGGCUCCAAUGAUUCGGCCGUCAGGUUGGAGCCGUCAGAUGGGAGUACCAGGUCAUUCGCGGACCUCAAUGGUUACACGGCCAGCGUCCCAAACACUACAAACGGCGACUUGGAUGAGGCCCUUAGCGUGUUUUGGCCCGACUGGCCCAAGGCGCUUCCCAUGCCUGCAGUUGUUGAUCGUGCUGUUCGAGUAUUCUUUGACAAGGUACCAACACUACCCAAGAUGCUCAACAAGAGUCAAUUGCUGCAAAAUAUCUCGCGAUCCCCUUCGCAUCCCGAUUUUCCUUCCACGUCUCUUCUACACUCCAUCCUUGCUAUUACCGCCAAUUUCAUAUCCGAAACAUCUCUUUCCUCGCCCUCCUACUUUCCCGUCGGCACGCCCUCUCAAGCCCAUACUCAUCCCACUGAGGACUUCCACAUUUUCGACCACAUCGCCAAUCGCAGCGCACAACCGCAACAUCCUUCGAGCGGUCUCAAUAAGAAAUUGUCCCCCGUGACGUCAAUGGCGAGGUUCCAAUUGUGGCAUAGAAGGAAGGCUUUUGAGACAUUCUAUCAUUAUGUGGACAGAGGCGAAAAAUUGGUGCAAUGCUUACAAGCGCAGAUCAUUGCCACUACUGUGGAUCAAUAUAAUGCUUGGUGGACGGAUGUCUGGAUUGAGACGGGAUCUUGCGUAAGGGUAGCCACACCCCUGCGUCUUCACGAAUCACCCCACGUCCCCGACAGCUCACUCCAAAAAUUUGCGCAUCUCCUCGCGCCUGCCAAGACGGCCAUGGAUCAAGCCGAGCGUGACCGCACAUGGUGGAUGACAUAUCUCUUGGAGCGCAAUGUCACUGCUUCAACAUCAUGUCCAACAGCCCUCAUCGAUGAUGAGAUCACGGUUGAGCUACCGGUAUUGCAGAGUACUUUCGAUGCUGGAUAUGGAGAGCUUUACGGGACGCAGACUCUACAUUCUCCUGACUGUCUGACGCACCAUCCCCCGGAGCAUCGAGACAGCCUGUGCUUCUUGAUCAAAUCUAUAAAACUCCUGAGUGAGGUCAAUGUCUUCUUUUGCAAGUACUCACGGGGUAGCCAUAGUUUAGCGGGCUACGUGACAAAUCCCACUUUCCGGAUACUACUCUCUCAAAUCAAUUCCUUCCGAACGUCGUUCCCGCCCGAGUAUCGUCGCCCGACUCAGAAUAUCUCAGGAGGGGGUGCCAAUGCGCUCGAUAGGGAUCUGAUCAUGGCUCUUUGGGUCACUCAUAGUGCCAUAAUGGCCCUGGGAGAACCUCUUAUCACCAAAGACUCGUGGAUGGACGAAGGAGCUCGCGUGACACUGUCAGCUAUCCGCGCAACCCUGUCGUUGCUGUACGAUGUCACAUCGACAUCAUAUGACCUAUCGUUGUUUCCCCCUUUUGCGUCCUUUGUGUGGUCAAUGACCUGUAGAGGCUUGAUCAGAUUCAUGGGGACGGCCAUGCAAAGCGGGGAUAUGGUCUCCGCGGCCGUCUUCAGGUCGGAGGUGGAAGUUUUCCGACUUGCCAUGAAAAGGUAUGGGGAAAGAUUCCCUGUUGGAAACGGGCAUCUGAAAGUGGUCGACGAUCUUCUUGAAACCACGGAAAGUAAAGGCGAGGAUCCGGGACACGGUACCCGCUUUCAGUGCAAACGCGAGCUCAUCAUGAAAUGCGGCCGCGAGGUUGGUGCCUCAAUUAUAGAGGAAUUGUCGUCGUCAAAUCCAACAUCCACUAGCAUGGUCACACCUGAAGCCGUUUUGUCUGAGUCUAGCACCUCCAACGCACGGAUGUCUACGGCGGCUUCUGCGUCUACAAGCGCAUCGGGUGGUGUCAGAGCGCGUGAACUCCCUCCUGUAGACGAUGGCGCAACAGGAGAGAGCAUCUCAGCACUUGCUUCUAGUGGAUCUGCGCUGGCAGAGUUCACAGAGGAUGGAGGUACCCAUGGCGUUGGGACUACGGUCGGCUCUUUCAAACAACCCCGGCCAGUAUCUUCGUAUACCGGCUCGGGUCCCCAUCCCGAACACCUCCGCCGCAUACCAUCACUCACAUCAUUCUUCCCGCCCAGUCUUGCCCCAGACCCCAACGUAUCCACCCCUGUCCCUCAUGGUGAUACCACAUCGCAUAAUCAGCCGAGCCCUCCCAUUUUUGACGCUAAUACGUUGUGGAGCGCUCCUCCAUAUCUUGCAAAUCUGCAAUCAAAGUCCAACAUGUUUUCAGCCAAUUCAUUCAUGAAUGGUGCCGGUCCCAACGAAUCUUCUCAUAUCAACCCCACAUCUCCUGCAUUCUUGAGUAACAACACUCUGCAGGAUGGUACGAGUUGGGAUAUCAGUAGUUUCAGUUUUGAUGUGAAUAAUGUGGCUGGGAUGUUUGAGGGCAGCGGGGCGACGUUUGAUGGCCAAGACUACGGGUUCGGGACGAUGUAG
Molecule: messenger RNA, 3063 nt
Organism: Cryptococcus wingfieldii CBS 7118
Lineage: Eukaryota; Fungi; Basidiomycota; Tremellomycetes; Tremellales; Cryptococcaceae
Exons: 17
Coding region: 1-3063 (1020 amino acids)
Biological process (GO): DNA-templated transcription; regulation of DNA-templated transcription
Cellular component (GO): nucleus
Molecular function (GO): DNA binding; zinc ion binding; DNA-binding transcription factor activity, RNA polymerase II-specific
Source: RefSeq, a predicted model, not a curated record